Molecule: messenger RNA, 642 nt
Organism: Pristis pectinata (smalltooth sawfish)
Lineage: Eukaryota; Metazoa; Chordata; Chondrichthyes; Rhinopristiformes; Pristidae
Gene: ndufa7
Product: NADH:ubiquinone oxidoreductase subunit A7
Exons: 4
Coding region: 88-432 (114 amino acids)
Biological process (GO): ATP synthesis coupled electron transport; mitochondrial electron transport, NADH to ubiquinone
Cellular component (GO): mitochondrial inner membrane
Source: RefSeq, a predicted model, not a curated record
AUAAAGGAAGUAAUUUUAAAUUCGAACUAAUAAUACAUUUAAGUCCGUUUUAUUCACCCCUCUGAGUUUUCGCCCUUGACAACAAACAUGGCGUCGGCGACCAGGAUCAUCCAGUGGCUGCGGAACUGGGCGGCGGGGAGGAAUCUCCAAGCUAAGUUGCAGCUUCGAUACACUGAAAUUGCUUCCAGGAGCCCACCCCCACCAAAUAUCCCAGUCGGCCCUAGCCAUAAAUUCUCAGAUAACUACUACUGCCUUCGAGAUGGCCGUCGAGAGACAUCUCCACCUACAAUUAUUUGGUCACCACAGAAAGCAUUAGAAGCAGGAACACAGGCAACCAGUGAAAGCACUGUAGCAACCACCGGUGUUAAGAAACCAGUUCAGCCUGGACAGCCAGUCAAGAUGAAGCUUUCCACUGAUCAACCUUAUCUGUGACCAUGAUAGGAAGUGAUUGUGAACUCUGACAUCUUGUAAGUGGUGUUGUCUAUGGAAAGUGUUUGAGCUGCUGAGUAAACAACUCCCUGGAGUUACAGCGUCAGUAUCCAUGUGGGAACACUGCUAUUCUAUCACUUUUUGGGUUAGUGAAAUGUUCAUGUAAACCAACUCUGUAAACAUUCAUGUUAAUAAACACCAUGUGUGAAAUUA